Molecule: messenger RNA, 2097 nt
Organism: Zingiber officinale
Lineage: Eukaryota; Viridiplantae; Streptophyta; Magnoliopsida; Zingiberales; Zingiberaceae
Product: G-type lectin S-receptor-like serine/threonine-protein kinase At4g27290
Exons: 7
Coding region: 1-2097 (698 amino acids)
Biological process (GO): recognition of pollen; protein phosphorylation
Molecular function (GO): protein serine/threonine kinase activity; ATP binding
Source: RefSeq, a predicted model, not a curated record
AUGGCUAAGAUUCAAGCACCAGCUGUGGCAACUGAUAUUAAUGAUGAUGGCAAAAUUGAAAUAGUGAUAGUUGACACUCAUGGAAAUGUUGCAGCAUGGACUGCACAAGGAGAAGAAAUUUGGGAAGUGUAUCUUAAGAGUCUAAUACCACAGAUGCAGCGCUUUCUUUCUCAGUUCCUGAAAACAGUGUCAUUAACGCUCUCCCUUCUCGUCCCGUCCUCAUCUUCCGGAGAUCUUAAUGCAAUGAUCCAGAGCAGUUCACUUGUGAAUGGCCAGACGUUGAGAUCGACAGGAGAGUUGUUCCAACUGGGUUUCUUCAAUCCAGAUAAUAGUUCAGCGAAGGGAUACUUAGGAAUCUGGUACUGCAAUCUCACACCGCAAGAAGGCACUGUAGUAUGGAUCGCCAAUCGAAACAAGUCUGUCAACACAUCCAUGGCAUCCUUCAACCUCACUUCCGAUGGAAAUCUAAUCUUAUUUGAGGAAGACAGAAUUGUUUGGUCGACGGGAACGAGAUCCACAGGACUAAAUUAUUCACGCUUGCAUCUUUUAGAUUCUGGAAACCUCAUGCUGAACGACAGCAACUCGAUUAAUCUAUGGCAGAGCUUCGACCACCCAGGCGACAGCCAGACGUAUCUCCCAGGCAUGAAGCUCGGAUUUAACUUCCGGACCAAUACUUCACGGCGGCAAGUGUCAUGGAGGAGCCCCGAGGAUCCUUCUCCAGGAGACUACACCCACGUGGUUCUUGCUUUAGCUAUUCCGGAUAUUGUUAUCUUGAAAGGAUCCGCCAAAACCCAUCGAGGCGGCCCAUGGAACGGAUAUGGUUUCGUCGGCUAUCCAAUGAUGGCGAGCAGACCUCAGGCGAGCUCAAUAAGUUUCACGUUUGUGUACAACCAGAAUGAGAUAUACAUUAUGGCUAAUUACACGGACUCGCCGACGCCUGUGCUGUCCCGGUCGGUGUUGUGUGCCAAUGGAACCAUCCAGCGUUGGCGUCUAGACAGGGGUGACAAGGGAGAGUGGCAACUUCUUUGGAAGAUUCCGGAGGACGACUGUGAUAUGUACAAUCACUGCGGCCGCAAUAGUGUGUGCACCUGGAACUACUAUACCGUCAACUGCGAUUGCUUGGACGGGUUCAUAAACAUUGUCGAGAACGGAAGUAGCGAGGCCGGGUGGUGCGAGAGGGAGAAGCCUUUGAAUUGCUCGUCGAACAACCAGUUUACCAAGGUGUCCAACGUGAAGGUGCCCGACACUGAGAACGCUACAGCACGAGGAAACAUGAGUCUCGAUGAAUGCAAGACUUGGUGCUUGAAUGAUUGCUCCUGCGUGGCGUAUGCGCUGUUCAGCGGGGAUGAUGGAUCAUGCAUCACUUGGCCUGGUGAUCUUCUGGAUCUGAGGGCUUUUGUCGUUGGAGGAAAUGAUUUAUACGUUCGGCUCGCAGGAGAACAUCUGCUGGAUCAUCCAAGAACAGAUCAUAAAGAUCAACAUGAAAUAAGAGGUGCAGAAUCUCUAUUGUUUGAUCUAGUGGCUAUUAGGAUAGCUACGGACAACUUCUCUGAUGGAAACAAACUAGGAGAAGGAGGAUUUGGGCCUGUUUAUAAGGGAACGUUGGCAAACGGAGAGCAUGUAGCAGUAAAAAGACUUUCAAGAAGCUCAGGACAAGGACUAGAUGAGUUGAAAAAUGAAGUGUUUCUAGUUGCAAAACUUCGACACAGAAACCUCGUGAAGCUAUUGGGUUGUUGCUUAGAAUCAGAGGAGAAACUACUCGUUUAUAGUUACCUUGCUAAUACAAGUCUUGACAAGUUUUUGUUUGAUAAUUCAAAGAGAAAGCAGUUGGAUUGGACAACAAGAUUUAAGAUCAUUGAGGGCAUCAGUCGAGGACUUCUUUAUCUUCAUGAAGAUUCGCCACUAAAAAUCAUUCAUCGGGACUUAAAAGCUAGUAACAUUUUAUUAGAUGCAAACAUGGAUCCUAAAAUUUCGGAUUUUGGUCUUGCGAAGCUUUUUGGUGCAGAUGAAACCCAAGGAAACACUAAAAGAAUUGCCGGAACAUUGUACUGGAUAUAUGGCAUCGGAAUAUGCCAUGCAUGGGCUCUUCUCAAUUAA